ACUGGUUGUCCUGCUGGUCUAUAACUAAGCUUCUACUAGUUUCCCUCAUAAUGUGAUCAUAGCGCUUUGCAAUAGAAGAUUAAGCUCUUAUAUGCGUAGAAUUCUAUCUUCGGUAAGUUGUCAGCUCAAUUUCUUACGGUUCAGAGGUCUCGUUAGAUACAACUUGAGAUUCAUCUAUUCUAUCGUUGAAACUUUCCGCGUGCCAGGACGCAUGAGGGCAAGUAAUUUGAGCGCUAUAGAAGUCGACAUUGCUCGGAUACAAUGAAGGUUUUAUUGAAUAGACGACGUCUUACCGGUGACGAAAUAUUCAGACUAAUCUGUAAGCUGCUAGUCGCGAGUCUCUGAUGCGAUAAUACUCGACUAAUGCAAAACACGACAUUGAAGCAUUAAUCUAGGAAGCUUUAUGCGAUUUUGAUAGGAUAGUUUCUGAAUUUAUUGAGCAGCGUCGUAGGGACUUUCAACAAGUAAGUUUGGUUCUGACCUCCAAGUCCCGCAUGAAGCUUCCUCGCGAUUGACGGCCGAUUGGCUGUGGGACAAAGAAGCCUUAAGGCAUCAACAAAUACGAGUGUAGUCGUUGUUAUUGGGCUUGAUAACCUGUAAUGACGUAGUGAGGAUCAUGUUUAAGGCUAAUUACCACUUCAUAAACUACGAGGAAAGCCAGUGUCAUUUGGACAACAUUGCCGCAAUGGUGUGCGAUUCUUGGUCGGACAGAGACGCCAGGCUUAUACUCGCGGAAUGAAACAGGCACUCGAAAAAUGAGAUUAAAUUGCAGCGAUUGAUAGUAUCGGAUCGGUCAUUUUAAAAUUUUCAUGUCGAAGAAGCGAUGUGGUCCCGUAGAGGCGAUGCAACAACGACAUCAUCUGCCGGGACGAACGAACAACUUAUUUACGUACUUCCUUUGCACUUAAGAAACUUUGGUCCCAUUAGUCGAAAAGGUAAGCAACUGACUCAUUUGGUCGAUUCGAAACACCAGCAAAGUCGUGCCAGGGAUAGUACUGCAGCAAGUUGGAUGAUUUGAGCUUAGACUUGAAAAAAAUCAAAACGAGACUUUUAAGCUGAGCUAGACAUGUUCCAGUCGAAAGGAAUCGUGUUUUCCUUCAUGAGCUAUUUCUCUUCUUUAGCAGUGACACUCUCCGGAAAUUGAUGUUGAGAUUGGUACAUCGAAAUGAGCUGUUUUUUUAACCAAAGCAACGGCAGUUUUUAACUAUGCGCUGCUCAAGCCUUUAGAUUAGACUUUGAAGUAGUUGAGAGGUAACGGUCAACAUAUUUACUUGACAGACUAAGCGUCUUGAGAAAAAUUUAAGGUAACAAAUGCGUGAUACGAUUUUUCAUAUUGAAUCGUAUCAUCGUGUCGUACCAGCUAUCCGAAGCUGAGCUAACGCUAUGCUGCCCAGAGCAAGAUAAUUUGAUUACUAUGCAAAAGUGGUCGCUUUCGAGGCACUGAAAGCGUUCUUUUUGUCUAAAACCUAGUA
Plasmopara halstedii is the source of this 1472-nucleotide messenger RNA. RefSeq lists its product as uncharacterized. Lineage: Eukaryota; Oomycota; Peronosporomycetes; Peronosporales; Peronosporaceae. Bases 824 to 1018 code for a protein of 64 amino acids. The record is from RefSeq and is a predicted model, not a curated record. The transcript has a single exon.